AUGAGCGCAUUGAAAUCGAUUUUUAACUUGGUCAAAACUGAUCAUGCUAAUGUGAAGCAAGCUUAUGAGAAUUAUAUCUCAGCGGAAGACAAUCUUGACGAACAAAACCGUUGGGCUAAUGAAUUUCGAUGGGAACUUGCUCGAAUUAUCGUAGCCGAAGAGCUUGUUGUCUAUCCAGCUAUUGAAAAGCAUUUGGGUGAUGAGGGAAAGCGAAUAGCCCAUGAAGAUCGUGCUGAACAUCAUAAAAUCAAAGAGCUCUUGAAAAAGCUCGAAACAACAUCGGUGUCCGAUCCAGACUAUCGUGUAACAUUCGACACAGCCAAGGACUUCUUAAUGUACCAUAUUGCAGGUGUAUAUGCUGCAUGUUUAAUUAAUAAUGCUGGGGAUGUUGGUUAUUCAGGUCCGACAUAUAUUGCUAUUCGUUCAGCUAAACAUGAUAAAAGUAUAUCAGCUAAUCAUCGAGAUGAUUUUAAUCGUUUAGUUAAGUUACAAGAAUUUAACUCGGCUGCACUUGAUUCUUCAAAUAACGUUAAACCUAUUGUUAUUAUAACCGUCGAUGGUGGACCUGAUGAAAAUCCUCGUUUUCCAAAAACACUUGCUUCAUCAAUUGAUAUAUUUAAAACUCACAAUCUCGAUGCAUUGUUUGUACUUACUCAUGCACCUGGACAAUCAGCAUUUAAUGCCGUUGAGCGUCGCAUGGCGCCUUUAUCGCAUGAUUUAUCUGGUCUUAUCUUACCUCAUGAUCAUUUUGGUACUCAUCUUGAUGCUAAUGGCAACACAAUUGAUCUUGAAUUGGAAAAACAAAAUUUCAAAAAAGCUGGUGAAGUACUUGCUGAAGCUUGGUCAAAUACAGUUAUUGAUUCUCAUCCUGUUGUUGCUUCUUAUGUGAAUUCAUCUUUUACUUCACAAGUAUCUUCAAAAAUUGAUGAAAGUUGGUGUGAUCGUCAUGUAUUACAAUCACAAUAUACAUUACAAAUCGUUCGUUGUAAUUCACAAGAUUGUUGUGGUGAGUGGCGCUCAAAUUAUCUUCAAGUCUUUUCUCAACGUUUUUUACCACCACCUGUUCCAUUCGUACAGGGCUCAUCGGGUCUUGUUAUUGCUGAAAGUGAUUCAGAACAAGACCGAUUCUGUGGCUCAUUAUUUCAACGUUUGCAAUUGAGCAAACUUAUUCACAAAGAACUAAAUUCUUCAUCAGUUCCAUUUGAUUAUUUUUGUACAUCAGUUAAACAAUCAAUUCCAAAACGAAUAUGUAACAUAUGCAACAAAUAUUUUCCUACUAUGGAAAGACGAAAAAAUCAUUGCAAAAUACAUAAGUCAAAAAUAACAAUUAUUGAUACAGAAAUUUCAUCCAGUGAUGAAAAUGAACAUCAUGAACCGACACUACAAUCAAUUAACAAAUCAGCUGACGACCAAUUAAAGAAUAUAUAUAUUAUACAUGAUCUUGCUGAAUGGUUAAAACCAACGUUCGAAGAAAUUUAA
Messenger RNA from Rotaria sp. Silwood2, 1479 nucleotides. The record is from the annotation of a GenBank genome assembly. Lineage: Eukaryota; Metazoa; Rotifera; Eurotatoria; Philodinida; Philodinidae.